CAACUCCAACACCUUCUGUAUCUAUUUGCCCUGAAUGGAAUGUUACGCAAAAUGAGACGUUCAUCAUCUGCAACUGUACCAUGGCCAAAUGCAUUGAGAACAAUACAAUUGAAAUAAUUCCAUACGAAUGCCCACCCCUUCAGAACAUCACUUGUACUAAUGGAAAGAAACCAGUUCUUGUGUAUGAUGAGCACCACUGCUGCCAAUAUUAUGCUUGUGAAUGUGUAUGUGAAGGCUGGGGAGAUCCUCAUUACAUCACAUUUGAUGGCCUGUACUACAGUUAUCAAGGAAACUGUACUUAUGUCUUAAUGGAAGAGAUUACUCCACGACAUCACUUGAAGAUUUAUAUUGACAAUGUAUUUUGUGAUCCCACUGAAGAUGUUUCUUGUCCGCGAUCGAUCAUUGUCGCAUAUGGAUUUCAAGUUAUUACACUCGUGAAUCAUAACCUAAUUGGAACUGCAAAAUUAGAGGCACUCAAAGAUGGAGUCCGUUUGAAACUACCUUAUUCACAGCAAGGUGUUAAGGUCCUGAGUUCUGGCAUCAACUUGAUUUUUGAGAUCCCUCGUAUAAAAGUAGUCAUUACAUUUGGAAUAACUGGUUUCAGUGUCAAUCUUCCAUAUAAGCACUUUGGCAAAAACACACAAGGCCAUUGUGGAACAUGCACUAACAACCAGGCUGAUGAUUGCAUGUUGCCUGGAGGCAAGCUGGUUGAAAGUUGUUCUGUGAUGGCUGAUUAUUGGUCUGCAACACUCACUGGCCAACCUGAGUGCCAGAUACCACCCACUGUGCCACCCACCAAUGUACCUGAACCACCACCAACCUUGCAAACUCCAUGCAAGCCAGACUCCAUAUGUGAUCUCCUUAAGAGCAGUGUCUUUGCAGAGUGCCAUCCUUACGUCUCUCCUGACAAAUUCUACAAAGGUUGUGUUUUUGAUAGCUGCCAUGUUUCUAACCCAUCAAUAGAGUGCACAAGUUUACAGACCUAUGCUGCUGCCUGUGCUCAGGCUGGGAUUUGCCUUCACUGGAGGAACCACACAAAACUUUGUACAAAUGAAUGCCCAUCAAACAAAAUUUACAAACCAUGUGGUCCUGCGGAGCAGCCAACCUGUGACGACAAUAAUAAUGAACCAUACCUGAAUUACACCACUGAGGGCUGCUUUUGUCCUGAUGGAAUGAAACUCUUCAACAAGGAGUCUGGCAUGUGUGUGAAUAAGUGUGGAUGUCUUGACCCUGAGGGUAUUCCUCGUGAGUUCAAUGAGAGGUUUGAGUACAAAUGUCAAAACUGCAUCUGUGAGGAGUCCACCAAGACUGUGACAUGUGUGCCUAAGAAGUGCCCAGCACAACCUCCUUUGAGCUGCAGUGAUCCAGGGUUUGUCCUUGUCAACCAAACUAAUCCAUCCGACCACUGCUGUUCUACCAUGGUUUGCCAAUGUCACAGCAACUCUUGCCCAGUCAAGGGCAUAAAAUGUCACAUUGGAUAUAUACCAGAUGUCAGUGUUCCUGAGGGUAAAUGCUGUCCAGAGUAUACGUGUGAGCCUAAAAGAGUGUGUGUCCACAAAGAAGUUGAAUACCAGCCUGGUUCUUCAGUUCCUGUCCAAAAAUGUCAGGAUUGUACAUGUACAGAAGUGGUUGACCCCAAGUCUAAGCUAUUCAAGAUAUCUUGUGAGUUUCAGCAAUGUCAAACAAACUGCGACCUGGGAUAUGAAUAUAAGGAAAAGGAUGACGAAUGCUGUGGGAGGUGUGUGCAGACACGUUGUGUUGUCAGUUUAAAUGAUAGCAAGCAGGUCUUGGAGCAAGGACAAACCUGGUCACCACCUGAGAAUAAGUGUGAGUUUUACACCUGUGUUAAGCAUGGUGAGACUUUAACUAUGGUCAGAUCACAAAUCAUCUGCCCAUCAUUCCACCCAGACAACUGUGAACCUGACACAAUUCAGACUGCAGCAGAUGGCUGUUGUAAAAUUUGUGUGGAGAAGAAUAAGGGCUGCAAGAUAGCGUCCAUGAAAACCAGGGUUUCACACAACGGCUGCCAGUCUUACGAGGAGGUUGAUAUUCCAUAUUGUGAAGGAUCCUGCAACACUUUCACCAAGUACUCUGAAUCAGCAGACUCUAUGCUGCAUUCCUGCUCCUGCUGUAAGGAUACCCGCUCCAGCAAUCGCACUCUUGACUUGCACUGCUUGAAUGGAGAGGUGAUUCCCUUCACAUACAUGCACGUGGAGGAGUGUAACUGUGGCCACACACACUGCACCAGACCUCCUGCUCCUGUUCGCAGGAGGCGAGGCUUCACGCUGGUGUAAUGACAAAUCUGCAAUUACAUUAAUGAAUGUCUUUCCCUAUUGUCUUUACAAUCAUUUCAUCUAUUACAAAGUAAUUUCUGUUGUAGUAAGAGUAUUUAUCAGUUCAAAAUAAAAAGAUGUAACUCUGUGAUUGUCUCAUCUGUUCUUCUCAGUGAUGCUCGACACCACUACUGAUGCUACUCAUUUAUUUAUUUGUUAUU
Scatophagus argus is the source of this 2494-nucleotide messenger RNA. RefSeq names its product intestinal mucin-like protein. The transcript has 18 exons. Lineage: Eukaryota; Metazoa; Chordata; Actinopteri; Scatophagidae. Gene Ontology annotation, cellular component: extracellular matrix. The record is from RefSeq and is a predicted model, not a curated record. The coding region runs from base 81 to 2294 and encodes 737 amino acids. Gene Ontology annotation, molecular function: protein binding.